GUUAAAGGGAUUCCUGCAUUGAAAAUGAUAUUUUAGUGAUACAUUCCUAUCAUGCCAAUAAUAACGAAAGUCGCAUUCUUUUGCUUCGAAAGAUAUGGAAAACAGUCAUACCCUUCAAAUUCUUCUACAGCUUCCCUGGUCCUCCUUCUCCACUUCUGCUUUCCUUUCCGUCUCGAUGUUCAAACUCGCGCCAGUCUAUAUUUUUGUUAUGAUGUCUUAAGAAAGUAUGAACCAAGCUGGCCGAUAAUUCUUGUACCAGAAAAAUGCGUAAAUAAGUUCGUGUGGUAAACGAGCUCAUUUCACAUGUCAAUAAUGGCGGAAUCUUCAACUGUAAAAACGGCAGAGGAUAUUUUACCAUACCUUUUUGAGCCAGUCGUUAUAUCAGAGGGUGGGGAAGAUGAAUGGACUGACUGCAAUAGCGAGGCAAAUGAGAGUGAUGUAGAAAGAGAGAUGGGAAAACAGGGAAGAUGCGACGUGGAUAGUGAAACGUGGUGCAAAUGUGGACAUUGCCAAAAAAAGUAUUUUCCUAUUGAAUGCAUUUGUUGUGUAGAGGUCGAAGAAACAAAACGGAUGAUUGAAAAGGAGAAUAUUGGCUGUAUAAUUGAUCAUCCAGGUUUUAGUCCAGUGUGCCUUAACGUCGAGGUUUUGUGGACAUCGCUGGUGAACUUGGCAGAUAGAGAAGGAGCUUAUUUGCCGCGCAAGAAUAACGUUCCAAACAAAUCGUAUAGAUAUGCAGCAUAUAGACAGUUUACCUGGUGGAUACAUGAUAAGUUAGGUCGCCAUGUUAGACGGGUUAUACCAUCUUGCGCUGUUAGCCGUAUAAGGGCCGAAUUCGAAGAAAAAGACGGCAACUACACUUUUUUUAGAGGACACGACGAUAAGGCUAGUGAGAUUGUAAAUGCAAUGGAAUGGGUGAGAGAUGGUGGUAACUGA
Messenger RNA from Hydractinia symbiolongicarpus, 933 nucleotides. RefSeq names its product P2X purinoceptor 7-like. The record is from RefSeq and is a predicted model, not a curated record. Lineage: Eukaryota; Metazoa; Cnidaria; Hydrozoa; Anthoathecata; Hydractiniidae. The transcript is spliced from 3 exons. Bases 304 to 933 code for a protein of 209 amino acids.